This is a messenger RNA of Paramacrobiotus metropolitanus, 2100 nucleotides long. RefSeq names its product nucleoprotein TPR-like. The transcript is spliced from 3 exons. NCBI's taxonomy places the organism in Eukaryota, Metazoa, Tardigrada, Eutardigrada, Parachela, Macrobiotidae. The record is from RefSeq and is a predicted model, not a curated record. The coding region runs from base 1 to 2100 and encodes 699 amino acids.
AUGAACCAGACAAAGGUCACUGGGGAGGAAAAAUCCACAGAAAGAAGAGCGGAAGCAGUGGCAGCAUCACAGCUGGAUGCUACCACCAGCGGAACAAACGAGCAGGAUAAAAAUGUAAACCUGGCCCAAGUGGAAGAUGGAAACAUAAAGGUCACCGAAGAGAAUUUGGCUGAACUGGGACUGGAUGACCUUUCAUUGGACGAUAAGACCGCAGGUGAUGACCUUUGGGCAACUCCAAUGGUCUCAGACGAAUCGAACGAGUCCUACUUCACGGAUGAUGAAGCAACGAUGAAUAUGUCUUUUCAAACUGCCAUGAAGGAAGCUGACCGGGCUGAAGGUAUGAUACCAUUCAAGGACAUACCGGAGCACCUCAUUGAACGGACAAAAACUGGAAAGGUCAUCAGUGUACGACCACCGUCACCGAACAGUCCCACGUCAACUUUGAGGAGACGUGUCAGUGAAUUGGAAAAUGAACUUGAAGUCAAUGAACGUCAAGCGGAUAAGCGAAAACAGGAAUAUCGGGAAAGACUGACGACACUUGAAGCACGCCUGUUCGAUCUGGAGCAGCAACAGGGUGACCUUCAAAGUGCCGCAGACGUUAGUGACCUUAAUGAGAGCAUGUCAGAAGAAUCAGCGGAAAGGUCACGGCACUUAGCCGAAUUGAAGGAUGAAUGUGACUCACUGAAACUUAAGGUCACCGAAGCGGAAGCCAAGCGAGAUGAAUACGCGGCCAAACUCGUCGACGCUACUCAACGAUUGUUGACAAACACCAAUGAGGUGUUUAAGCUGAGAAACGAAUUGAAGUUACGGGACGAGAACAUCGGAACCCUUCAAAAAGAAUCACAGGAUCAUCAGAGGAGAGCCGACGACGCUGUCAAAGUGGCUAAGGACCUGAGGGAGCUUACAGCCACUGAAGGUGUGCGGUUGAAGAACGAAAUUAAGCAGGUGAUGGAAGAGAACAAGUCGUUGAAAGAAGAUGUUCAAAAGGUCACCGAAGAGAAUACCGAGUUGAAAAAGACUGCUAAGACAAUUGCCGAGCAAGGCAUGAGGUGGGAACACGAGGCACACCUCCUGGAUGAAAAGGUCACGGUACUUGAAUUGAAAGAUAAGGAGUGGCAACAAUCAGUCCACCAGAAGACGCAGGAGAUUAUCAAGCUCAACACGGAGCUGAUUGAUAUGACCCAAACGGUGAUGACAAGAGAAGAUGAGGUCACCCAGACGAAAAACCAACUGAAAGCAGCAGUCGAGGAAUACACGAAGCUGGAAAGGGAUGUGACCCAGUUGGCGGAACACAUUAAAAAGGUGGAGAAUGACACUGAAAAGGUCAUUCAGGAGAAGACUUUCCAACUCCACCAACAUAUGUUAAAGGUCAAGGAGGAGAAUCAGAACUUGAAAACGGAGAAAGAGGAAGUCCAGUUCAAAGUCCGUCGCCUUGAGGAUGAGAAUAAGGCGCUUGUUAUAGGAAGUGUCAAAAACGAAAAGGACGGGGAAAAGGUCAAGGAUGACAAGGAGCCACCAUCGGAAACUUAUUCCCAUUCGAAUCGUGGUGAUCCCACCCAAUUUCAUCCACAUAUUGAAACGAAAAUCUUCAUUGAUGAAAGGAAACAGGAUAGACCGUCUAGCCGGCAAGAACGCCCAAGGAAGUCCCGCUACGGAAAAGCGAAGCGAAAUAAGGACGAUGACGAUAGUGACUCCAGUACGGCAGAAGACAAUGAUGCGACACAGAGAUUAGUGAACGCACUCCAAUCGAUGGGGCGCAAGACAAACCUAGUGACCUUUGAUGGAAGUCGCGACGCAGUGAAUGGGUGGACACAAUUGGUCAAAGACACCCAACGGACAUAUCAUCUCACUGACGAUCAGAUUUUGAUUGAAAUAGCCAGCGCAGUCAAAGGACCGGCGAAGACCUGGUUCGAAGGAGAGAGAGAAAUCGCACUCCAAGAAGAAACGGAAUACACCAUUACAGAAUGGAUGGCCAAGUUUAAAGAUGAAUAUGGAGACCGUGACGAGGAAGUUCUUGGCUUACGAGAAGCCAUGGCAAGGAAAUUUGACCUCGGAAAGGAAUCGCUUGAUCAGUUUUAUCAAGCGAUUAUGAAACUCUAA